This is a messenger RNA of Manis pentadactyla (Chinese pangolin), 1788 nucleotides long. It is a transcript of the gene CENPV, whose product is annotated as centromere protein V. Gene Ontology annotation, molecular function: carbon-sulfur lyase activity. Bases 705 to 1514 code for a protein of 269 amino acids. Gene Ontology annotation, cellular component: nucleus; kinetochore; spindle midzone. Gene Ontology annotation, biological process: positive regulation of cytokinesis; pericentric heterochromatin formation; regulation of chromosome organization. The transcript is spliced from 5 exons. The record is from RefSeq and is a predicted model, not a curated record. NCBI's taxonomy places the organism in Eukaryota, Metazoa, Chordata, Mammalia, Pholidota, Manidae.
AAGAGCAAAGUUGAAAUUAAGGAAGUAGAGAAAAAAGUAGAAAAAUGAGUAAAAGAAAAUGUUUCUUUUUUAAGAUAUGAGUAAAAUAGAGCAACUAAUAGGUUGAGAAAAUACCUUGGUUCUAUCAGGGGUUCUUGUGAUUUUUAACUUUCAACCUUGGUGCUGCGGUCAACAAAACCCUAACAGUGGAAUUUGGCGCUGGGUUCAUUCAUUUAUUAAAUUAAAAAAUUUGUUGACCAUCGAUAUCCUCAAGACACUGUUUAAUAAUCUGGCAGGAAAGAUAAGUUUAAGAACUGAGUACAGCAGAUAGCAGGUGCCUGGCCAUUUACACACAGGCUGUGUCCGGCGCACGAUGGUUGCUGUAAGGUAGGUACUGUCCUCAUCUUGGACAGCUGGGGUAACUUCCUGGGACGUGGCUGUGAAUUCAAGGCUGACCCAGGUCUCCCCAGGAUUCCGAGGGGACAGAGGGGCCUCCACAGAGGGCUCUGGGUGUCGGGGGCGGAGGCCCAGGGCGCGGCCCCAUUAGGCCUGCAGGACGGAGUGCGCAGGUGGAGGCCCCGAGGCGGGCUGGCGACCCGGGUCUCCGUCCAGGGCGCAGCCGGCAGCAGCCAGGGGCGGCGGGCAGGCAGCCGGGCGCGCGGGGGCGCGCGCGGGGCGGCGAGGACGCGCGGGCGGCCAGGCCUGCGCGCCAGCCUGCGGGAGCCAUGCGGCGGGCGAGGAGCGGCUCCGCCGCCAAUCUGCGCGGGCAGAAACGGCCCGGGUCCUCCGAGGCCCUGGCGGCCGCCGCCGCCUUGGCGUCCAGCGGCAGCCGCUCACGGCACUCCUCGGGCCAGGCAGGGGGUGGGAGCCGGGCGGCGGCUAGGCAGCCGUCGGCGAGGCGGCGGCCGAGGCCGACGUCGCCGCGGGCCCAGGAGGGGGGCCCCGGGAAGCCGCCGCCGGAGCCGGCGCUGCUCCCUCCGCCGCCGCCGCCGCCGCCGACCCCGGCGACCCCGACAUCCUCGGUGGCCGCGCUGGACCUGGGCGACCAGCGGGAGCGCUGGGAGACGUUCCAGAAGCGGCAGAGGCUCACCUUCGAGGGCACCGCCAAGCUGCUGCUGGACACCUUUGAAUUCCAGGGCCUGGUGAAACACACAGGAGGCUGCCACUGUGGAGCAGUUCGCUUUGAAGUUUGGGCCUCAGCGGACUUGCACAUCUUUGAUUGCAACUGCAGCAUUUGCAAGAAGAAGCAGAAUAGACAUUUCAUUGUUCCAGCAUCUCGCUUUAAGCUCCUGAAGGGAGCUGAUUGCAUAACCACAUACACGUUCAACACGCACAAAGCGCAGCACACCUUCUGUAAGAGAUGUGGUGUCCAGAGCUUCUACACGCCCCGCUCGAACCCUGGGGGCUUCGGAAUUGCUCCCCACUGCCUGGAUGAGGGCACCGUGCGGAGCGUGCUCAUUGAGGAAUUCAAUGGCGAUGACUGGGAGAAGGCCAUGAGGGAGCACAAAACCAUCAAGAACAUAUCUAAAGAGUGAGCUCCUGCCUCCCCCUUCUCCAGGAGGAGUGACCGGGGCCUGGCUGCCCCUGCCACCUCGCUGGUGCUCACGAGUGAGGCUGACUCAGGCUCAUCGCUGACCCAGCGGCCAGCCCGAACUCUGCAGUUGGCUCCAGCUACCGGUUGUUCAGGCAGCUGUCUUUCCUCACCCAGGUUUUGAUGUAGGUUAGUUGAUACCUUUCUUUCUCUUCCCAACUUUUGUGUGAUCUUUUAGAAAAAUAAAUAUUUUUAACAAUAAAGCAGUUACUGUGGUU